Messenger RNA from Ostreococcus lucimarinus CCE9901, 1191 nucleotides. RefSeq lists its product with no specific name. Gene Ontology annotation, biological process: transmembrane transport. The transcript has a single exon. The record is from RefSeq and is a predicted model, not a curated record. NCBI's taxonomy places the organism in Eukaryota, Viridiplantae, Chlorophyta, Mamiellophyceae, Mamiellales, Bathycoccaceae. Gene Ontology annotation, cellular component: membrane. Gene Ontology annotation, molecular function: transmembrane transporter activity. Bases 1 to 1191 code for a protein of 396 amino acids.
AUGAUCGCCGAGGUGGGGUUGAUGGCGGCGUACACGCUGUACGCGAUGAUGACGCUCGAUGGGAAUUGGGUGCUGUUGUUGGUUUUCACGCUGCUCUCGGCGCUCGUGGCGUACACGUGGAGGGACGAGUUGAACUUGGUGGCGUCGAUGAUUUCUGUGUCGACGAUUAGCUUGUCGGAUAACCCGCACCUGGUGACGGUGACGAUCGGUUUGCAGUGUCUCGUGAUGGCGUUCGUGGCGCCGAUGGCGUGGUUCGCCGUCCAGGCGUCGCAGCACGGCUCGGCGAUUAUCAACCAAUACGCCACCGAAUUCAGUAACGACGCGUGCACUGGGUAUUACGGUCAAUCCGUCGAUUGUUGCAAGUGGAACAUCGACAGUUGGGUGGGGCCUUAUUACGCGCUCGUCGUCAUAGCGUGCGUGUGGUUCACGUCGUGCGCGCUCGAAGCGCGCAUGUACGUCAUCGGAGGCGUCGUCUCGCAGUGGUACUUUGCCCCGGCCGGGACAAAGAGUUUCAAGGGCACGACGAGAACGUCCGUGAGUAACGCGUACGGACCGUCGUUUGGGACGAUUGCGUACGGCGGCUUCGUGAUCACCGUCGUCGAAAUAAUUCGAAGCAUGGCGAACAAGUCUCGCCGGGAACGCAACAAUUACGGCAACCCGCUUUGUUGCCUCUUUUACGCGAUGCUGGACUGCAUCUUUGCCGUUAUCGAGUACCUCAGUCGAUUUGCCAUGAUUCAGGCUUCGAUCACCGGCGAAGCGUUUUGCGAUGCCGCGAGGAGCAUCAACGAUCUCCUCAAAAGAAACUUUCUCUUGGCGUACGGCGCGUACGCCUUUCCGAAACAUAUUUUGGGCUUCCUCGUCUUCGUCUUGGCCGCCCUUCUCGGCUACUGCGUCAACAUUUUGAGCAAGCACGUCUUCGCCGCGAACUCCCUCGGCGCGAUCGUCAACGGAAUCGGCUCCUUCUUCAUCGCUUACAUCGUCCUCAGCUUCUUCGUCAUGAUUUUGCUCAACUGCGUCGACGCCGUCUUCGUCUGUUACGCCUUGGACAAGGAUCGCGCCGCGGUGCACCAUCCAGACUUGCACAAAGUCUUCGACGAGGUCACGCGCAAGCAGCGCGCGAUCGAAGAGUCCGAUGCGGAGGGUAUGGAAGAGCCAUUGAUCUCGGGCAAGCCCAAGUACGCGUCCAUGUAG